AUGCAUUCCGUCAUCCUUCUCACCUUGCUGUUUCUUGGCUUUAGCGUUGCAGUGCAGCCCACCUAUCCCAACAGGAAACUGCCACCAUUGCGAGGCGACCCUCAGAAUGGUGUUGACCCUAUGCACAUGAUCGAGACAGGGUACUGCAAAAUGGGUGGAAAGGCCGGCCAAUGCCGUGUGGAUCGACGGCGCAAGAAGGGAAAUCUCCGGCGGAAAUGUGAUACAGACAAGCCGUGCACAAAAGAUGAGGAUCCAUGCAGUAUCCGAUGGGGACCAGGAGAUGAUCAGAAGCCCAGCGUGAUCAACGUGAAUUGUCAUCUAUACUAG
Molecule: messenger RNA, 327 nt
Organism: Aspergillus pseudonomiae
Lineage: Eukaryota; Fungi; Ascomycota; Eurotiomycetes; Eurotiales; Aspergillaceae
Exons: 3
Coding region: 1-327 (108 amino acids)
Source: RefSeq, a predicted model, not a curated record